Messenger RNA from Prunus mume (Japanese apricot), 1074 nucleotides. RefSeq names its product putative ripening-related protein 1. The record is from RefSeq and is a predicted model, not a curated record. Lineage: Eukaryota; Viridiplantae; Streptophyta; Magnoliopsida; Rosales; Rosaceae.
AUGAAGAGCUUUUUCUCAAAUGGGUCCAUUGUCCUACUAGUCAUUCUCCUUUCAACAAUUUGCUUGGUGGCUGAAGCUCAGCAAUGUCGUCCAAGCGGUAAGAUUAGAGGAAGGAAGGCCCCUCCUGGACAAUGCAACAAGGAAAAUGACUCUGACUGCUGCGUUGCUGGCAAAAUGUACCCGACCUACACAUGUUCACCACCAUUGUCCGGGAGUACCAAGGCCUACCUAACUCUCAACAGUUUUGAGAAAAAUGGAGACGGAGGUGGUCCAUCAGAAUGUGACAACAAAUACCACAAUGACAACACACCGGUUGUGGCAUUGUCCACUGGAUGGUACAGCAAUGGAGGAAGGUGCCAUAACCACAUCAGAAUUAAUGGUAACGGGCGCAGUGUGGUGGCCAUGGUGGUAGAUGAGUGUGACUCUACAGAGGGAUGUGAUGCAGACCAUGACUACCAACCUCCUUGUCCCAACAACAUUGUUGACGCUUCAAAGGCUGUCUGGAAAGCCUUGGGUGUGCCUGAGGGCAAUUGGGGUGGCUUAGAUAUCACAUGGUCUGAUGUUUAGCUACCUUAGUCUCAACAAUGUCAUCCAAGCGGCAGAAUUAGAGGAAGGAAGGCCCCUGCUGGACAAUGCAACCAGGAGAAUGACUCUGAUUGCUGUGUCGCCUGCAAAAUGUACCCAACCUAUACAUGUUCACCGCCAUUGUACGGGAGCACCAAGGCCUACCUCACCCCACUCUUAACAGUUUUUGAGGCAGGUGGUGAUGGCGGCGGUCCAUCAGAAUGUGACAACAAAUACCACAAUGACAACACACCAGUUGUGGCAUUGUCCACUGGAUGGUACAACAAUGGAGGAAGGUGCCGUAACAACAUCACAAUUAGCGCUAACGGGCACAGCGUGGUGGCCAUGGUGGUGGGUGAGUGUGACUCUACUGAGGGAUGUGAUGCAGACCAUGACUACCAACCUCCUUGUCCUAACAACAUUGUUGAUGCUUCAAAGGCCGUCUGGAAAGCCUUGGGUGUGCCUGAGGACAACUGGGGUGGCUUAGAUAUCACAUGGUCCGACGCUUAG